AUGUUGAUUAUCAAUACAGCUCAACAGCAGCGCAGGCGCCUCCACCAAAGCGAAAAGAAAAAUGGUGAAAUUCAUCAAGGCGAACAAGGCGAUGAUACUCCUCCAGGGCCGCUACACCGGCCACAAGGCCACCGUUCUCAAGAACUUCGACGACGGCACCCGCGACCGCCUCUAGGGCCAUUGCCUCGUCGCCGGCGUCGCCAAGUACCCGGUGAAGGUCAUCCGCAAGGACUCCGACAAGAAGCGGGCAAAGAAAUCGCGCAUCAAGGUCUUCAUCAAGUUGGGAAGGAGAGGAGGGAUCUGGAGAUGACGGAGAUGGAAAGACGGAUUUGA
Molecule: messenger RNA, 333 nt
Organism: Striga asiatica
Lineage: Eukaryota; Viridiplantae; Streptophyta; Magnoliopsida; Lamiales; Orobanchaceae
Source: the annotation of a GenBank genome assembly